UGAGCAGCUGGGUGGUUUCCUGGAGGCGCACUUACGAUAUUCAAACAAUGAAGCAAGCCAAGAAUAAAGCUGAUCACAUAAUUACAGUUCUGCUCUCAAAUUCUGAGCUUACAAAGAAAGACUUGCCUACGACUUUUACUAUUUAUCAUAAAGAUCGCUAUCAUCUGUUUCAGGAAGGAAGACCGCGCAUUUUGGGGGUUAUUCACAUUGCUUUGGGAAUUCUGAGUUUAACUUUCACACUUUUUUGUGAUAUUUCACAUGAAUUGAUGUUCAUCUACAUUCCUUCUUGUGUUCUGAGCAUUUUAAGUGGAAUACUGGGAGUUUGUGCCUCUUUUUCUCGGAAGACCUGCAUUGUCAAGUGGUUCUUAGCUAUCAGUGUGAUUUCUUCAAUUUGUAUCUUCUCACCAUUUGCAUUUUCAGUAUUCUUUAUUGUUGGUUCUAAGACUGAUUAUGCCACAUAUGAACACAAGAUGCAGAUAGAGGUUAUCGGUGUAUUUGCUGUUUUCAACUUUCUGGAAUUCAUCAAUUGCAUCGUAUCGUGUUGUUUUGCAAGCAAGGGAGUCUGCAGGGACGACUUCAAUUUCAAGCCUGUGGUCUAUCUGGAAUAUCAAUCACAGUCAGCAAGUAGACGAAAUCAAGAGCACAUAGAAACAUCUCUUUAAAGGGGGUCCAGUAAAUAAGAAGACACCUUUGUGUCCAUUAUAAAUUGGAAAUUCCUGCUGAAGAGCGGCUUACAAAACAAUAUGAAGUCAUCCUUUACAGUGCACUGGCUUCUCCACGGAACGAGCCUGAUAGCCAAUCUUGGUCUGUGCUGGUGCUUAUUUGUCUGAUUUUUCUCUGCAUGUCUAUGUGAUAUUCAAACCCUUAAUAUUUGAAUGUAAAGUUAUAUUUAGAUUAAGAUGACUGGGGUCUGGUGGAAUUAGUCAGCUACCACGCCGAAUAUCAGAUAGCAUUACAAAGAUAGACACACAACAAAGUCCUCAACAUAAGCAGACCAAGCAUGCAAGAUCAGACUUCUGCUGAAGUUGAUUUUAGCAGUGAAGACAAAGCAACCCUAGCCAAUUAUGUAUUCAUGGUUGAUUUAUUUAUUUUCUUUUGCAAAUACUUUAGUCAUUGCAUUUUCCCUAAAAUUACAUUCAAAAGUAUAUAAUGAUGAUUUGGUCAUAAUUUUUUUUUUAUGUUUUGACCUGGGGGUGGGCUUUUCUUUGGCACCUGUUGAGUACUUGCUAUUCAAGUUCACAGUUCUCUCUCUAGGUUAGAUUCUGCCUAUUAUAUAGCGCCUUACCUAUCUAAUGAAGAGCUCUCCAAAGGCUCCUUCCAGUGGAUUUGUGCAGGCACAAGCUGCAGCGUGAGCCAAUUCAUCGAUAUUUUAAAUCUAACAAAUAAAAAUGAAAUAUUAUGAUCAAGAUGAAGUGCCAAUGAUUUCAGUAAAUAAUGUGACACAAUAUAUACAGUCCUAUGAAAAGUUUGGAAACCCCUCUU
Polypterus senegalus (gray bichir) is the source of this 1482-nucleotide messenger RNA. RefSeq lists its product as uncharacterized. The coding region runs from base 48 to 662 and encodes 204 amino acids. The record is from RefSeq and is a predicted model, not a curated record. The transcript has 8 exons. Lineage: Eukaryota; Metazoa; Chordata; Cladistia; Polypteriformes; Polypteridae.